CUUCCCUCGUUUUCUGCUCUCCUUUUAACCCCAUCUCUCUCUCUCUCAUCGCGCCUCCUUCACCCUAAUCUCCAGAUCCCCAAUCGGAAACCUCAUCGGCACUCCGAUCUUCUCGACGGACGGCGGCCUUGAGAUCUCGGGCAGAUCGUGAGGAUGCGGAUGGAAUCGAUCGAGACUGAGGGUUUUGGUCUUCGAAUCUCUGUGUUUUGAUUUUAAUUUUUUUUAAAUUUUUUUUGGAGAUUUUUGGGGGAGUUGAUGUCUGGUGGUCGGGGAAGUGGGAAUCGGGGGUCGCUGACGCAGAUCGCGCAGUCGAUGAGCCGCCGCACGCCGUUCCGGCCGCCAUUUGGGAAUAUCGAUGACUAUCAUCGGUUCUCCGGCGGGGAUGAGCGGCGGUUAGCUGCUGGGGAGGUGGAGUCGGAUACCAUCGUUAUUAAGACGCCUUUGAAGCGAAAGCCUGAAGUGGAAGACACUGAAGUAGCGGAAUCAAGUGAAUGGACGCAUAGUCCUGGAUAUGCUGAAACAAACAAUAAUCCAAUGCUCACACCAGUUUCAGGCAAGGGAGGUAGGAUUUGUGGCAGGUCCAAGGUUUCAAAGUAUAGUAAAUCUGGGCCCCAAACUCCCAUUUCUGAUGCAGGUUCUCCUGCCGGCAAUCCUCUAACCCCGGUUGGCACGUGCCGUUAUGACAGUUCUCUAGGGCUAUUGACGAAAAAAUUCAUCAGUUUGCUUAAACAAGCACCGGAUGGUAUUCUUGAUUUGAAUAAUGCAGCAGAAACUAUAGAGGUGCAGAAGAGACGGAUAUAUGACAUUACAAAUGUUUUGGAAGGAAUUGGACUAAUUGAAAAGAAACUCAAGAAUAGAAUACGUUGGAAGGGUCUUGAUGAUGUGAGACCAGGUCAUGCACAUGAUGAUGUUUCAAUAUUACAGGGACAGGUUGAAAAUCUUUCACUGGAAGAGCGUAGCUUAGAUGAUCGUAUAAGUGAAAUGAGAGAGCGAGUAAGAGAGCUCUGUGAAGAUGAAAAUAACCAAAAAUGGCUUUUCGUGACUGAAGAUGACAUAAAGGGUUUACCCUGCUUUCAGAAUGAAACCUUGAUAGCCAUUAAAGCACCCCAUGGCACUACCUUGGAAGUUCCAGACCCUGAUGAGGCCGGUGACUAUCCCCGUAGGAGAUAUAGGAUUGUCCUUAGAAGUAGCAUGGGUCCAAUAGAUGUCUAUCUUGUGAGUCAAUUUGAGGAAAAGUUUGAGGAGAUGAGUGCCGUUGAGACGCCUCGAAGUGUACCGCCUGCAUCAAAUUCAGCAUCUGCGGAGAAGUCAGUAGCACCUAUGGUCACGGAAGACAUCAGAGGGAAUGAAGCAGAAGAACAUGCCCAUGACGCUCAGAUGAUGUGCACUAAUGGUAGUGCUUCCGAUGACUACAAUGGUGGUAUCAUGAAAAUUGUUCCUUCAGAUGUCGAUACUGAUGCCGACUACUGGCUUUUAUCAGAUGCUGGAGUUAGCAUUACAGAUAUGUGGAAGACUGCACCGGAGGUCCCAUGGGAUGGAAUGGGCAGACUUCAAUCAGAGGAUUUCAUGGACGGCAGUGUUAGCACGCCUCGGGCAGGAACUUCAUCAUCAGGUGUUGUUGAAGUCCCAUCUUGCAUGCAGAACACUAGCACCAGUGAAACAUUAAGAUAGAUUGCAGGAAGUUACAUGAAAUCAGUUAUCUAACUUCCAUUCCAUGCUCCUUGCUGAUGAGAGGCUAACUAGUCAACCAAGCUCCUCAAUGUGCUGAUAUUACCAUUGUCAAUGAGUCAUCUUCCUCAUCAGGCAACAAAAUUUGAAAGAGGUAGAUAACUGGUUGCUAGAUCAGAGCAUUGGAACGUACAUAAUGAGAGGCUAAUUUAGUAUGGCAUCAUAUUCAUAAAUCACUCAAAAGUGUUGUUACAUUACAUGCGGCAUUCUUGUUAAAUAUCAUGCAGUAGAAUCUAAUGAAGCUAAGUUUCAUAUCUUUAUUUGUA
Messenger RNA from Dioscorea cayenensis subsp. rotundata (Guinea yam), 1994 nucleotides. RefSeq names its product transcription factor E2FB-like. Gene Ontology annotation, biological process: regulation of transcription by RNA polymerase II. Gene Ontology annotation, cellular component: RNA polymerase II transcription regulator complex. The record is from RefSeq and is a predicted model, not a curated record. Gene Ontology annotation, molecular function: DNA-binding transcription factor activity, RNA polymerase II-specific; RNA polymerase II cis-regulatory region sequence-specific DNA binding; protein dimerization activity. NCBI's taxonomy places the organism in Eukaryota, Viridiplantae, Streptophyta, Magnoliopsida, Dioscoreales, Dioscoreaceae. The transcript has 14 exons. The coding region runs from base 256 to 1671 and encodes 471 amino acids.